This is a messenger RNA of Ctenocephalides felis (cat flea), 519 nucleotides long. RefSeq names its product 60S ribosomal protein L35-like. Gene Ontology annotation, molecular function: mRNA binding; structural constituent of ribosome. Gene Ontology annotation, biological process: maturation of LSU-rRNA from tricistronic rRNA transcript (SSU-rRNA, 5.8S rRNA, LSU-rRNA); translation. NCBI's taxonomy places the organism in Eukaryota, Metazoa, Arthropoda, Insecta, Siphonaptera, Pulicidae. The transcript is spliced from 3 exons. The record is from RefSeq and is a predicted model, not a curated record. Gene Ontology annotation, cellular component: ribosome; cytosolic large ribosomal subunit. Bases 107 to 478 code for a protein of 123 amino acids.
AUCUUUUCAAUAACUUCACUUUGUACUAGGCAACAUCUUCUAUAAAUUUAUUUUAUGCUUUCUUUUGUCGGGUACGUUUCCGUGGCGAGUUCUUUCUCGAAACAAAAUGGGUAAGGUUAAGUGUUCAGAAUUGAGGACGAAAGACAAGAAGGAGCUGACAAAACAGCUCGAAGAAUUAAAAACCGAACUUACGAGUUUGAGAGUUGCUAAAGUUACUGGUGGAGCUGCAUCAAAACUGUCAAAAAUUCGUGUAGUUCGCAAAGCCAUUGCUCGUGUUUAUAUUGUCAUUCACCAAAAGACUAAAGAGAACUUGCGCAAGUUCUACAAAGACAAGAAAUAUAAGCCUUUGGACUUGAGACCAAAGAAGACCAGAGCAAUUCGUCGUGCACUUAGCAAACAUGAAUUGAGACUAAAAACAAUGAAGGAAAUCAGGAAGAAGUCCAUUUUCCCACCAAGGAAAUUUGCACUUAAAGCCUAAUUUAUCUGUUUAUGAUAUAAAAUAAAUUUGUAAAAGCAUUU